Molecule: messenger RNA, 922 nt
Organism: Pollicipes pollicipes
Lineage: Eukaryota; Metazoa; Arthropoda; Thecostraca; Pollicipedomorpha; Pollicipedidae
Product: putative calcium-binding protein CML18
Exons: 2
Coding region: 114-665 (183 amino acids)
Molecular function (GO): calcium ion binding
Source: RefSeq, a predicted model, not a curated record
GCAAGAAGCAAUAUCAUGAAAUUGUCUGCCUCCAAGUAACUAACCUACGGCAGAAAUAUGGGAAGCCACCAACGGCUAACUUUUAACAAUGCAGACAGACGCCUUCAACGCCGAUGCACGGAAGACGACUUCAUACAACACAGCACCGGCAAAUUAUCGACGCGUCACUAGUCUGCAUCACCUUCCAGACGGGCGCGCUGGGCGCCGCCAUGCCCAUGGGCCUCGACGGCGACGAGGUGCAGCAGGCGUUCCAGGGCAUGCUGGACCAGUCGGACGCCGACGGCGACGGCCGCCUCUCGCCGACCGAGCUCGAGCCCAUCAUACGGGCCGGCGGGCCGCACCUCAGCGUCGCCGACGUGCGGCACACCAUCUCGCUCAUGGACGGCGACGGCGACGGUUUCGUCAACCUGGCCGACUUCCGGCAGGCCGCCAAUGGGCCGCCGCCGGCCGAGGUCGUGCCCAUCGCCUUCCGCGCCGAAGACACAGACGGCAACGGCCAGCUGACGCAGCAGCAGGCCCUGGAGGUGGUGCCGUCGCUGCUCAGUGGACACCGGCAGCUCGAGCACGUGCGCUACGUCCUGGAAGACGCCGACACAGACGGCGACGGCAUGCUGGAGCAGGACGAGUUCACGUUCGCCGUCGUCGCACUCCAGAAAGAGGCGUGAAGACGCUGUAAGGCCGGCGGGACGGAGUCGUCUGUGAGGCUGGUCACCCUGUGUCAAUGGGGCCACCGGCUGACCAUGUGGGGUCGGGAUGUUACCGUCACAGGCCUCCACGCCGCUAUUGUGAACUGAUGUGUGAUAGAGACUAUUGAACUUGUCCGGUUAUGCAAUAAGGUCAUACCCAUGCUUCACCUCUGCCAACUUCAUAUGUUGCCAAUAAAACUGUGUGAACCACUCAGCAUGCAAAUGUCUGAACAAAU